AUGACGCAACUGACGGGCCUCCCCCGACUGCGCUGGCGCGGAUGGUUUCAAUCUUGCAAGGGCACGAAGCCCAAAGUCAGGGGCGUUCGCUUCAGGCCCGAGAGUCACGAGGGGCCAGCCAACCAUGUUCACUUUGAAGAGAAGCUGCACGACUCCAUUGUCAUGGUGACCCAAGAGGAAGACGGGAGUUUUUUAGUGAAGGUGGGGUUCUUGAAGAUUAGCCACAAAUAUGAGAUUAUGUUCCUGCUGCCGACGUCACAGAACUUGGGCCAGGGCUCCUGCUGCACCCCACUGCCCAGCCUCUACUUGAAGCUGGUCGAGAUCACCCCAGUGCCAGAAGGUAAGGUUCGUCUCCAAGUUAGGGCGCAGCGGUAG
Messenger RNA from Amblyraja radiata (thorny skate), 375 nucleotides. RefSeq names its product UPF0687 protein C20orf27 homolog. Bases 1 to 375 code for a protein of 124 amino acids. The transcript is spliced from 5 exons. Lineage: Eukaryota; Metazoa; Chordata; Chondrichthyes; Rajiformes; Rajidae. The record is from RefSeq and is a predicted model, not a curated record.